Messenger RNA from Nematocida ausubeli, 636 nucleotides. RefSeq lists its product as uncharacterized. The transcript has a single exon. The record is from RefSeq and is a predicted model, not a curated record. The coding region runs from base 1 to 636 and encodes 211 amino acids. NCBI's taxonomy places the organism in Eukaryota, Fungi, Microsporidia.
AUGCCCAUGGCACAAGACUAUGAGAAGAAAAAAGAGAAGAAAAGUAUAAAAGAAAGUGCAUCUGCUGAGGAAGAAAAGAAAAAAGAAAGGCUCACACCAUACAGCGUAAAGGACUUUGUUCUAUCCAAAUACGGAAUUCCCCUUCUGAAGACACUUGAAGAACCCUUCAAGCAGAGGCACCGUGUGCUGACAGAGCGCAAAGACAAGCGCUCUCUUUAUAAAUACAUGCGUGCACUUGUAAAUAUGUACACAUCCUGGGCCAAGUCUUCCCCGCUAUGCGGCAACAAAAGGACAAGAAUGUACACGCUCUUAAAAGAAAUUGAAGUGGUUGCAAAAACACAAAAAGAGCCUCUUCCCAGCACUACGAGUGCAAGUCCGCUGCCAAUACCUAAAGAAAGAAGCCCACCCACAGACAAAAUAACCCCAAGCUAUGGACAAGACUCUGAGAGCAUGGAUACUUUCUUUGACAAUACUACGUAUAAUAUGCAGUCAUUUUCACUGCUUGACACCACACAAACAGAGACAGACACGCGCCUUGAUACAACACAGACCAGCAGCAUAUCUGAUCUGCUAGAUAUAUCUAAUGACUCAUCAGACAGCAUUAUGAUAGGCAGAAGAAGGUCUAGAGGGGCUUAG